Molecule: messenger RNA, 2079 nt
Organism: Colletotrichum spaethianum
Lineage: Eukaryota; Fungi; Ascomycota; Sordariomycetes; Glomerellales; Glomerellaceae
Product: serine racemase
Exons: 3
Coding region: 1-2079 (692 amino acids)
Biological process (GO): proteolysis
Molecular function (GO): serine-type endopeptidase activity
Source: RefSeq, a predicted model, not a curated record
AUGACCAGUAUCACAAUCAAUGGCAACACGGUUAAAUCGGAUGAAAUUCCCGACCACGUCCCGCAAACCGCCCAAGGCACCAACUUCAUCUUGGUUCAAGGCCGAUAUCGUGAUUUCAAUGCCAAUGAGAAGAAAGAAUUGGCGGAUCUGAAGGUGGAGAUCCAAGAAUACGUCGCGGAGCAUACGUACCUGUGCCGAUACAUGCCAAAAGAUCUUGAUCCAAUCCGAGCGAAGCCUUAUGUCAAGAACGUCACCAUCUAUCUUAGAGAGUUCAAAACUACCCUUUCAUUGAAAGAUACCGUCGAGAGAGAUGAGAACCGGACAAACUACGAGAUAGACUGCAUUCUUCACGACAACCCCAACGUGAACGCCAGGGACUUGGCGCCACAUAUCGCAACAGCGGCAGGGGCUGAUAUCAAAAAGUUGGAAAUCUGUCCCAGCAGAAUCAGGCUCACUGUGCACCAGGACAAGCUCCAAGAGCUUGUGAAGCUUGACAGUGUGAACAGAAUAGAAGAGGUACGACCAGACGAGCUAUUCAAUGAUCAGGCCCGAGGCACUCUAAACGCCGAUAUGCUGGCAUUGUCCACGGCAUACCAAGGCGCAGGCCAAAGAAUUUGUGUAGCAGACACAGGCUUCGACCAAGGCAAGAUCAGCGACGAGCCCCCCAUCGAAGUUCAUCCGGCGUUUGCAGGUAGUCUUGAACAUUUAGACUUUCUGUAUCCCGAUGAAAAGUACGCAGACCCCAGAGACCCGGUUGGUCACGGCACUCACGUAUGUGCGUCGAUUUGUGGGAGCGGGAUCUACAAGCACCCUGAGUUGGGCAAUAUCAGCGUGAGAGGAACCGCGCCGUCUGCUAAGCUAAUGGUGCAGUCCAUAUCAAAAUGGGAUACGGAUUGGAAGAAAUGGAUCAUCAAGGUUCCUGUCGACCUUUUUAGGGAUCUAUUCUCGAAACCGUACGGUCUUGGGGUUCGUAUUCACAGCAACUCUUGGAGUAAGGCUUGGGAUGAGACAAGCGGUCAAAUCGACUACGAAGCUCAAGCAACCGACAUUGACAGAUUUAUUUAUGAGAAUCCGGAUUUCACUAUUCUCGUCGCAGCGGGCAACCAUGCCGACAAAACGAAGAAAUGGGGGAGUCAGAUUGGCGCGGCUAGUGCAGCCAAGAACGCCAUCACCGUAGGAGCCACUGGUUCCUCGAGAGCUAAUGAUGGGCAGCGUUUCGUUGGCAUUCCUGGUGCAAAACCAGUCACCAAAGUCAAUGACACGGCAAUCUUCAGCAGCCGUGGGCCUACUAAGCCCAGCCUUGACAAGGAUGGCAAGCCCUUUUCCGGUCGCAUCAAGCCAGAUAUCGUAGCACCGGGCGUUGCCAUACUGUCAGCAGCAUCAAGGGCUGUGAGCAAAUAUGACGCUGUGAGAACAAGAUUUGGGCCGUCGGCUGACAUAGACUGGCUCUUUAUGUCGGGCACGAGCAUGCCUACGCCGCUCGUCGCCGGUUGUGUUGCUUUGCUCCGCGAAGCCCUGCAGAGACACGGAAAGCAGCAUCCCAGCUCUUCUUUGAUAAAAUCCCUGCUGGUCAACGGCGCGGUGAACUACUCUGAAGCUUGUGGUCUUGGUCUAGGCUACGACUACGAGCAGGGCUUUGGGCGUGUCGACGUUGACAGCUCUAUUGCCAUGAUUGCGGCUUCCUCGUUUAUCGAGGGUGGUAGUCUGCUAGAGGCUACGCAAUUCGAUGUGUCCGCUUUACGCCAAAUUCCAGAGACAGAGAAGCGAUGGGCGAGUGCUGAAAUCCCCGUGCCCAGCGGUCGCAAUAGGCUCGUCGUCACUCUUGCAUACCCUGAUCCGCCAGGUAGUUUGUUGCAAAACGACUUGAAUCUCAUCGUGCUGUCGGCGGGUGCUGAAAGGCACGGUAACAUGGGAAAGGGCAAGGAGUUCGACCACAUCAACAAUGUUGAGAAAGUCAUCUGGGACAAUGUCCCGGGAGCUUCAUUCAAGAUUGUUGUCCGUGUUUCCAAUAAUGUCAAACCAGAGUCUAGAGCAACCUUCGCUGUGGCGUGGGACAUUCGGGCUAUGGCCAAGAUAUAG